Messenger RNA from Physcomitrium patens, 2084 nucleotides. RefSeq lists its product as uncharacterized. Gene Ontology annotation, molecular function: DNA-binding transcription factor activity; DNA binding. NCBI's taxonomy places the organism in Eukaryota, Viridiplantae, Streptophyta, Bryopsida, Funariales, Funariaceae. The record is from RefSeq and is a predicted model, not a curated record. Gene Ontology annotation, biological process: regulation of DNA-templated transcription; ethylene-activated signaling pathway.
GUUCUUUUAGAAACGGACGCGACGGAAUCCGGUACAGAGAGGUGCUUCCUACGCUGCUUCUCAAUCUGGGUGUUGAUUCAAGGCUGUGUCUUCAGAUGUGUGGAGAGAGGGUUUAAAAGGAUCAUUCAAUGGGUGUAGACGAACACAGACAUAGCCGUACACAAGCUCACUCAGUUGAGAGUAUUUGAGAGAAUUGAAAGCGUGAAGUGAAACAUAAGUGCGAAACUUGAGAUAUAGAGGUAGGCAAAGGUGCAGAUCAACACACACAAGAAUACUUUUGGUUGUAGAAGUUUGAGAGGCUUGAGAGCUUGAGGUGAUAAUCUGAGUGAGGAAGCUGUGGAGUAGAUACAGAGCUAGACGAGAAGCGGAAAGGCAGAGAAAGGUUGAAUCAUCUAGGUUGGCUGAGAAUGACAGCAGAAGUGGAGUUUCAGCAGUUAGACUUCCUGUCGCGGGGAUUGCAGAGCAGGGAGGGGGUUUGCUACCCCCAGUAUACGGCCGAUCUGAAGGUGUCCGAGAGCUGGGGUCACCAUUUUUCUGUAGACGAUGUGGACCAGCAGCAGUUUUUUCCUCAAUCAAAUUACGAUUUGAGCCCCUCCACCUAUCUUGCCCCAGACUUUUCGAAGUCACCAUUUCUGCUCGACCCAUACAGUUUUCAUUCUUCGCCAGACCAACUAAACGACGGUGCUUAUAGCCUUCCUUGCUCCUCAGGUCAGUUGAGUGAUGGAGCUCGCACCAGCGGCGUCACAUCCCUCGAUGAAACGGACGAAGUCUGCAGCAUAUCGUCCCAAAACAAAAGCAAAGGACUCAACAAAUUGACCAGCACCUUGAAGAGGAAGUUUGGGGAAUGCUUCAUAGAGGAAGUACGCUCGACGAUGAAACCGUUUGUGAAGGAACUGAAUGUGGACGAUUAUCUCUGCUUAGACAACGUGCAAGAGCAACCUGCAAGCGCAUGGGGAGCAGAGACUUCGACCCCUGAAAACGCAUUUACUGUUACGCACUCUGCGACUAAGCUUAGCUCAAAUUCCCUUCCAAACCAGCGUCCGGCCCUAGGAUUUCUGUAUAUCCCUUCAUUAGCAGAAUCCGACAUUCCAGCUCCUGUUCCUUUGAGCCCAUGGCGCUCCAAACGCGUUCAGUGCCAAACUCCGGACGAAUUUCGAACGGAAUCGUCGAAAGCUGCGGAACCUUUGUCUCUGGAACCAAACGAAUCCGAAGAAGCAUUCAACUCAUUCAUCAAGAGUUACUGGAAUUCCACCACUGAUUCCUCGACCCCGCAAGAGGUUGCUUCUGUUCCUGUUGAAAGCAUCGAUGACAAAGUGGAGCAGGAAUGCCAAACUUCAACAAUCACAAAGACCAAGCCCGCGAAUAAGAAAACCUCCUCACAGCCGCAUUACAGAGGCGUCAGGCAAAGGCCAUGGGGUAAAUUCGCAGCCGAGAUCCGAGACUCAUCGAAAAAUGGUGCCCGGGUAUGGCUGGGAACUUUUGAUAGUGCGGAGCAAGCGGCAUUGGCUUACGACCGAGCAGCACUCAACAUGCGAGGCUCUCGCGCUCUCUUGAAUUUCCCCCUCAAGGCCACAACUGCUCUGUCCAACCCUGAGUCAUUGCCACCCCCUCCUGUGUCGUCCUCCACCUCACGCACUUCCAAGAAAUCCUCGGCCGCUUCAGCAUCACUUCUAUCCCAGCAGCAGCAGUUCUAGAAUUCUUCUCUUCUAGGCUCCUUUCUUGAACGAUAUGCCAGGCAAGGAAGCAGAAACCCUCGCAUCGAGAAACCUAUCGAAUCGAGCAGGACGACGCUCGCGCAGCAGAUCAUCACGGAGAGCAUGGAAGAAUCUAAAUUACCACAAAUAGGCGUGAUCGAUGCGAAGAAUGAGAAGCUCUAGGUCAUAUUCCUCUAAAAGGCCACCGCAUUUGGUACUGUUAGCGAACUUACUAGGAAUCUUGAGCGCCUCGAAGCCAUUGCUUCCAGAGACCCUCCAAUUUUUACAAAUCUUUGUGUAGGAAGCGCGAGAUAGCACUUCCUCGGGAUAUUGUACAAUAUGAGACUGCUACUACUUGAAAUUACUGGAGCAUGAACUAAAAUCUUAAUA